Molecule: messenger RNA, 429 nt
Organism: Lachancea mirantina
Lineage: Eukaryota; Fungi; Ascomycota; Saccharomycetes; Saccharomycetales; Saccharomycetaceae
Source: the annotation of a GenBank genome assembly
AUGGUGGUUAAGGCUUUGAAACAGCUUUCCGUGGCUCAGAAUGGCCUUGGUGCUUAUAUUUUCCCUUGCAAAAAGAUAGUUUUGCAAUACUGUAAUUGGGGUGGAUCUUCGCAAGGUAUGCGGGACUUUCUCUCGAGCAAGAGGUUGGAAUUACUCGCCCAAAAGUGUCCUCAUAUCGAGUUUCACGUUGUAAAAAAAUCGGGUCAUCCGUUGCUCAGAGGUCACUACGUUAACGGACGAGAAAAGGUUAUCUGUGUGCGCAACCUGAAUGUCGACAACGUCGAAAACAAACUCAAACUUCUCAAGGACUCUUCUGGAGAAAAACUGCGGGAUAGAACAAAGAAUGAUUACGUAGAGACUUUGAACUCAAGCGUCAGAGGCGUGUGGUCCCCGCUACAUGUGGACCCUUCCAAGAGACAUCGUAUUUAA